AUGAGGAGGUGUUGUGCAGCACUGGGUCUCCCCUUCGGGUGCAUUGCUCUGUGUCUGUGCUCUGAUAGCAUCACUCAAAGCGCACAAAGUACUCACUACGGUGUGCCGUACCUACCAUUUUAUGCCUCGCACUGUCAUCAGUUUGCCGUACAUAAAGAGCGCGAACGACAAGGUAUUCACGAGUCGAUGGCUCACCACAAAUCAGCGCCCCGUGAGCUCCUGUAUCCCGAAGCCCUAAUGGAGGGCGAUCUCAUACUCCAGGCAUUAAACGGAUUUCUACUAAUACUCACCUGCGAUGGAGAGGUCUUCUAUACCUCACAUACAGUCGAAACAUAUUUAGGCUUUCAUCAGAGGUUGGACAUCAGGGGUCGGAUCAAAGUACUGGACGGCCAGAACCACAAGAGCGAAGAGCCCCCUUUGGCACUGUUCGCUGUCUGCACUCCAUUCGGUCCGCCAUCCCUCCUCGAAAUGCCUCAAAAGGACUCUAUGUUUAAAAGCAAACACAAACUCGACCUCUCCUUGGUCUCAAUGGAUCAAAGGGGACGCCAACUGUUGGGUUACAACGACAAUGAGUUAUCGAAUAAGGGUGGUUAUGAUCUAGUCCAUUACGAUGACCUCGCUUAUGUUGCCAGCGCUCAUCAGGAAUUACUAAAAACAGGAGCUUCAGGACUGAUAGCGUAUCGUCUGGUGACCAAAGAUACAAAGUGGCAGUGGUUGCAGACCAGCGCACGAUUAGUCUAUAAAAAUAGUAAACCAGACUUCAUAUUAUGCACUCAUAGGCCCCUCAUGGAAGAGGAGGGUCGGGAUCUAUUAGGUAAACGAACGAUGGAUUUCAAGGUGACAUAUCUGGACGGAGGCCUGGGAGCCAUGACAGAUAGGACGGGCUUUCUAUCUGAUAGUGAUUUUGUGCUGCGAUGUCAAAGGAGUCGUCGAUACAAAUCGCAGGUCAGAGAUGUGGUGACGACCUGUCGCUCGACCGGCAAACGUAAGAUGACUGCAGGCGUCGAUCCGCACCCGUACUCCGCUUUCGAGGAGAGCCCGGCUGUGAACGCAGUGACGGCCGCCACACACGCGGCCGCAGUGGGCGCCACCACCGGCUACCAGAACGCAGGGAUGUAUCCCUAUCCAGACAACAUGAACGGGUUGUCCACAUACGCGGCCGCCGUGUCAGCGGCUGCUAUGCCUCAGAACCUGUUCACCGCUGCCAUUGACCACAAUUCGCGCCCAUUUCUGGCGCCCGAAAACUUUCUCCAUUAUUCUCGUCACGCAUUGGGACCCUAUUAUCCCGACUACCAUCCGGCGGCCCAAUACCCCACCAAUGGCUUUCUGGACCACAUGAGUACGAGUCGAACUGCACAUUGUUUUCCCGGUUAUGGCACCGACACCAAUAGUAUAGUGAAGGAGAACUCCGAUAAGCUGUAUAUGGGGGUCGGCUGUCAAAUGGGCAAUGACUCCAAGUUCUCAAUGAGUGAAACGGUUAACACAAACGGCAGAACACUUCCUAAGACUUCCUGUUGUGACACAUAUAUGAGUGGUGCGACCGCUCCCUGUAGUCUCAUGAGUGCUUCGACAACCAUUCAGACCAUUCAUCAGCCAUUAUUAGCCGACACAAAGAUCGCAGACAUCCCAUCGCACCGUAACUUUGGUCUGAGUUCGGGCGCCAACGACUGUCUCAGUGUUAUCAAACAUAAAGCGAGUCUUCCUUUACUCACCACAAACUCCAUAUCCCAUCGCAACGAUCACAACUCGGUCGACCAUCCCAUUGCCACCACAUCCCAGUCCACUCCAUCCCAAUCCAUACUAUCGGCGUUUAGUACCGCAAAUAAUAUCGAUUCGCGACAGAGUGUCCUCAUGUGGGGUACAAAUCACCACAACUUCGGCCCCCGGAAUAAGUAUGGGUUAAGUGGGGCUGACAUUAAGCCAAACGAUCGGGUGGUGAGUUGUAAAUGGAAUGGAAGUAUAGCCAACCCGAAGCCAUUAUCCCCGCACCCGUCGGUAGCACACAGUCCUUCGAGUGCUAAGGUGCCUAUGAGUGUCCCCAUCACUGGCUACACCACACAGGCCUACGCCACGGCUGACGUCUCCCCUAUCGAGCAACCCUUGGCUAAGCAGUUGGAGUACUUCAGAGGUAUAGCGAUGAUGGAUGGCUGCAAAGAAAUGAAUCCAUUACUGACCAUAUCUGAGGUGACAAAUACUCUUCUCAACCAAUGAUCAACUCUUCAAUACCAUUGAAAUCCUCAUCGCAUUUGAUGACAAAUUAUAUCAUUAAUUCAUUAUUAUUAUUGCUAUACAGUAAACAUAUACAUAAUUAUAUAUAAGUUCAUUGAGUGUAUAAAAAGCAUGAAAUUAAUUGUAAAUUAAUUUAAAUACCGGUUCCAAAGCUUUAUUAUCGUUUUAUUUCGACCAUAAAAUCUUAA
This is a messenger RNA of Oppiella nova, 2417 nucleotides long. NCBI's taxonomy places the organism in Eukaryota, Metazoa, Arthropoda, Arachnida, Sarcoptiformes, Oppiidae. The record is from the annotation of a GenBank genome assembly.